Molecule: messenger RNA, 1340 nt
Organism: Chlorella variabilis
Lineage: Eukaryota; Viridiplantae; Chlorophyta; Trebouxiophyceae; Chlorellales; Chlorellaceae
Product: expressed protein
Exons: 9
Coding region: 48-1340 (430 amino acids)
Molecular function (GO): 1-alkyl-2-acetylglycerophosphocholine esterase activity
Source: RefSeq, a predicted model, not a curated record
CGGCAGAGCCUGCGCCCGGAGGUCGAGUGGGAACCCGCCCCACCAUCAUGUGGAAGCCGUUCGGGCGCUUCCACGUUGGCUACUGCGAAGCAGAAUGGAGCUGCGAGGAGGGCCAGCCGGUGGCAGGCCGCCUCUAUUACCCAGCAGAGAGGCCCAGCGGCGGCGCCGCCAGCUGGCUGCCGUGGCGGUGGCGGGGCGUGCCGUGGCUGUGGCAUCGCAACUACGCUCGGGGCCUGGGCAAGUUCCUGUUCUUCAGGCUCAACGGCUGGAUGUACGAUGUGCUGGAGCAGGCAGGCGGCAGCUCCCGGGGGGGGCAGGCCAGGGGCCUCAUCGCCUUUGCGUGGGCGGCGGGCAAGAGCCAGCGGCUGGACCUGAGCCCCGGCGCCCCGCUGGCUCCAGACGCACCCAGCCAGCUGCCGCUCAUCAUCUUCUCGCACGGCCUGGGCGGCAACCGCUUCCUCUACACGAUCAUCUGCUCCGAGCUGGCCUCCCAGGGCUAUGUGGUGCUGGCCGUGGAGCACGCCGACGGCACCGCCUGCGUCGCGCGGCUGCCGGGCGGCGCCUGGAAGUUUUAUGCCGGGCUGGGGGAUGAGGCUGCGCAGGUGGCCAAGACGCGGGUGAGGGUGGCGGAGAUGAGGGGCGCGCUGCAGAUGAUGAGGGCGCUGCACAGAGGCGACCGGCUGGCGGGGCUGGAGCUGGCGUACGGGCUGGAUGCUUCGGCCUUCCUGCGGGGCCGCCUGGACAUGCGCUGCGUGGCGGCGGCAGGCCACAGCUACGGCGGCGCCACUAUCACCGCGCUGGUUGCCGAGGACCCUCUGUACCAGUGUGGGGUGGCUCUGGACCCCUGGUGGUAUGCCGUGUUCCCAGAGUCAAAGGCGCUCACCCGCUUUGCCACCCGCACCCCGCUGCUCGUCAUGGGCUCACAUGACUGGAAUGUGCCCAACGCCUUUGGCCAGGGCCCUCCGCCCGCGGCGGCGCCCGUGCCACCUCAGCAGCCGCCACCUCAGCACGUGCCCAACGGUGACGCCCACGGCGGGGACGGCGGGGAAGAGCCGGAUGAUGUGGUGACGGGCGCCGAGGCGGCGGAGGCGGCGCUGCCGUCGGGCGCGCCGGCCAGCGGCGCACGCCCGCACGCGCCGGGCGCGGCGGCAGCCGCGCCGCCGCUGACGGGCGCCACGCAGCCCUCGGCGGGGCUGGCGCGCCCGCUGACGGCGGCGCGGCGCGCAGCGCUGCGCGCGGGCGUCAACCAGCGGUACUCCCCUGCGGUGGAGGUGUGCGAGGUGGAGGAGGUGCAUGCGCUGCUGGGCAGCGAGCACAUCUUCAUCGCCAAGACCUGGUGA